Macadamia integrifolia is the source of this 1049-nucleotide messenger RNA. RefSeq names its product transcription factor MAMYB-like. Gene Ontology annotation, molecular function: ribosome binding; Hsp70 protein binding. Gene Ontology annotation, cellular component: cytosol. The transcript is spliced from 2 exons. The record is from RefSeq and is a predicted model, not a curated record. Lineage: Eukaryota; Viridiplantae; Streptophyta; Magnoliopsida; Proteales; Proteaceae. Gene Ontology annotation, biological process: 'de novo' cotranslational protein folding; regulation of translational fidelity. Bases 1 to 618 code for a protein of 205 amino acids.
AUGAUAUAUGAGCUUAAGUGCAUUUGCAUUUGCAUUUGCAUUUUAGGUAGCUAUGAGAAAAAGGAAAAACCUUGGGCCAGAGAGGAGAUUGAGCUAGUAAGGAAAGUAAUGCAGAAAUAUCCAAAAGGAACCUCCCUUAGGUGGGAAGUUAUUGCAGACUACAUUGGUACUGGAAGAUCAGUAGAAGAGAUCCUCAAGGUGACAAAGACAGUUCUUCUUCAGAGGCCCGACUCUUCCAAAGCUUUUGACUCAUUCCUUGAGAAGAGAAAACCACCACAGACCAUUGCAUCCCCACUGGACAGGAGGCAGGAAGCUGAUGUCCCUGAGAAAGUUGUUCCUGAGAUGGUUAAUUCCAAGAAGCCUUUCAAUAGUGAUGGAGUCCAUAAUCCUGAAGCUUUGGUUGUUGCAAAUGGAGCUUCUUCAAUUACUGAACAACAAGAUGAGUGGCCUGCUGUUCAAGAAAGAGCACUAGUUCAAGCUUUAAAAACCUUUCCAAAGGAAACCAGCCAGCGUUGGGAACGGGUUACAGCUGCAGUUCCGGGGAAGACAGUGAUCCAGUGCAAGAAGAAAUUUGCUAUGCUGAAGGAGAACUUUAGAAACAAGAAAAAUGUGGAAUAGUGGGAUUUUUUUCUUAGAAUGCAGCAGUGCAGCUAUGUCACAUUUUUAAGGAAAGAAAGUUUGGUAUCUAGUUGGAGAGAUUCUUUCAUUUUUGAAGAUGAAAUUAGCUUAAGCUGCUUGGUAUACAGAGUAUUUUUGUCAGCAUCAGCUCUUACCACAUGGUAUCAUAUUUUUGAAAGAUGGGAGUUAAUCAUAUGAAAAAAACAGAGUAGAUUCUUGACUCUUAUCUACUGUUAAAGGUGAGAUAUCUUACAAAAAAUCAUCCCCCAUUCUUCCUUUUGAGAUCAUUCUUUUUCAAUCUACCAUAUUUGAGGGUCUGAUGUCUUGAGCAAAGGGAGACGAUAAAAGUUUUGGUGAAAGUUGACUUGUAGAAUUAGCUGACUUACCUGUUGUAAAGAACUGUUAUAACAAAAGCAUGCUUACAAAUUUCA